GCGUCUGGGGGGGUCUCGCUCCCAGGCUGCAGCGCCCCAGAGCCCUGUGGCUCCUUCAACGGUUUUAUUUGGGCGCCCGCUUCCUCGGGUGCGCGCAGGGGGAGCGUCCGUUUGGCAGGGAUCUAUCUGACACCAUGGCACCAUCCAAGAAGAAAACAAACAAUGGUACCAGCAAAAACAAUGUGAAAAAGAAAAAGCUGGCUGCAUUUUUAAAGGACUUUGACUGUGAAGUCCAAACUAGAAUUGAUCAGAUACAAACAAAUGGGCGAAGUCUUCUCAAGGAGUUGGAUAAUCUUUAUAACAUAGAAAACCUCAGACUUCCUCUAGCACUGAGAGAGAUGAACUGGCUUGACUACUUUGCUAAAGGAGGAAGUAAAAAGGCCCUAGAAGAAGCAGCAACGGCAGAUUUGGAGCUAUCAGAAAUAAGCAAACUAACAGCAGAAGUUAUCCAGACACCUUUGAGACUUGUCAAGAAAGCUGAAAAAUCCAAACAGGAUAUUGAUGCCAUUGAAGAAGAAACAGAACUAAAAUUGCUUCCUGUGGCAAAGAAGAGCAAACAGGAUAGCAAAGCCCUUGAAGAAUCAGAAUUAGAACAUGAAAAUGUUAAUCCCAAAACAGGGAAGAUGAAGACAUCAACCAAAAAGGUGGCAGUUUCUAAAAGCAGAAGACCUCCAUCAGCGAGAGUGAAACGCAUUAGCAAAAGGUCAAGCAAAAAUAACUUUGUCACUCCCGCCCUUGGCCGUGUCACUGAUGCCUGCACACGGGGAUGGACCUCCACUGUCACCCCCAAGUUUGAUUCCCGGCUUUUCAAGACACCAGGUCUUCGCACCCCUGCAGCACGUGAACAUGUUUAUAUCGUUUCUGCAAACGGCAGCCCUCUUGCUAACAGCAAUGACGUCAUUAUUACAGUCCCUGUUGGAGAUGGGGAGAACAUUCGUUUAGCAGCUAGUGAGCUGACCAGAACAAAUUUGAGUCAUCUUAAUGCAGAGACCCUGGGAAUUAUGAAGAAGUUAUCAGUUCGUCUUGCACAAGCAUGCAGCAGCACAAAGACCUAAAGAUGAAACUUCAAGGAUAUUGACUUUCUUUAUAAAUCUGGAACAUUAAUUUUAGAACUGCAACCUGAAUUUUUACUCUAUUUUUUACCUUUCUAUCACGGUGGAAGUUAGGAACAGGUUUUCCAUCUGCAAUAUAUACUAUGAUUAGAAUAGGUUGACUUCUUUUUGUACAGAAAAAAGUACUUAGUUUUCUGUUUCGAGAUAGCUGUACCUUGGCCAUGGAUCCUCCAGGGUAUGAGAGAGGCAAGUCAGGUGGAUACAGCUUUCCUGGCCAUCUGCUGAAGAUGGAAGCAGUGGGACCUGUUGGAUUACAGUUGUGAUUGACAAAAGUUGUAUCUGGUUUGGGAGCAAAAGCGGUGGAGCUGCUCAUUGCACUUAUUACCAGGCAAGUCUUCUGUUUGUCAAUGUUGUCCUUGCAAGGCACUAGUGAGUUGUAUUCUAAUAGCUGGACUAUGAAUCUCUAUUACACAUCAUUAAUAAGAAGGUGGUAAAUGAAAGCUUAGUUGCAAACAAGCUAAUGAAGCUGCCAACAUGAUAGGGGUACAAUGAAUCUUUUGUUCUUCUCACAGCAGCCAGUGAACGUAAUCCUGCUGUCCUGUUUACAGUGAACAAUGUACUUGAAGUCUUUUAUUGUACAUCCUACAUUUGUUUUUAAAGCAAUGAAUACACUGGUGUGUUCUUAAAUCCAUAA
Molecule: messenger RNA, 1746 nt
Organism: Pelodiscus sinensis (Chinese soft-shelled turtle)
Lineage: Eukaryota; Metazoa; Chordata; Testudines; Trionychidae
Gene: CDCA8
Product: cell division cycle associated 8
Biological process (GO): mitotic sister chromatid segregation
Cellular component (GO): chromosome passenger complex; chromosome, centromeric region; spindle midzone
Source: RefSeq, a predicted model, not a curated record